This is a messenger RNA of Paramacrobiotus metropolitanus, 5106 nucleotides long. RefSeq names its product atrial natriuretic peptide receptor 1-like. The record is from RefSeq and is a predicted model, not a curated record. Gene Ontology annotation, biological process: receptor guanylyl cyclase signaling pathway; cGMP biosynthetic process; intracellular signal transduction. The transcript has 30 exons. Bases 1285 to 4863 code for a protein of 1192 amino acids. Gene Ontology annotation, molecular function: protein kinase activity; ATP binding; peptide receptor activity. NCBI's taxonomy places the organism in Eukaryota, Metazoa, Tardigrada, Eutardigrada, Parachela, Macrobiotidae.
AUGUUGCACUACAGUGCACUGGUCAGUUUUCAGCUACCUGUUUUACUGCGGCAUAGUGCAUACUGCAUAGUUACAAGUCAUACGCGUCCGAGUUUUGCUGAUUGGUCAGCAGAGCAUCUUGAUGCACAGAUGCAAAAUAAAAACGUACACCGCGCUAUCCAACGGAUGAAUGCGCAGCGACAUUGUUUUCCUUUGCUUUGGAUUAAUUGUCAGUUGCCUCUUGGAGAGCGUCCUGGUGGGGCUGCUUCUGGCCAAAACGCAUGUCCCGCAAAAGCGCACACAAACCCUCCUAUUCAGCCAGUGUGCGACUAUCUGCACCCGCAACGAUCAAAUGUGCCUUCUCUUCCGUAUGGGAAACGUCCGCACCAAUCUGCUGCUGCAUGUGACACUCAAGGCGUAUUUGAUGAGAGAUACUGGAGAGUUCCACAGUUGUCAAUAUGGGUGGAACUUAUGGAAAAUGGGUCUUCAUUCAAGAAGGGUAUUAUGGUCUUUAUUCAAGAAGGAUUACACUUCCUGUUACAUCGGGAAUAACCGAAAGGGUAUAAUGCACUAAAACGAAAGAAGUGCACAGAACCCAGGAGCGAAGGCGGUGGAUGUCCUUAGACUCCUUACUAUCAUCUCGGUUGUUCCCUAGUGGAAAUGCUGUAGAUACCCUCCAAAGGUCGACAGAUCAUUCUUCUUUACAGUCAGCUGUAAAGAAUUCCACGGCAUAACGUGGCACACAGCUUCCAUGGAAAUAACCCCCGCUGCCAUCCGGAAUACGAUUGUUGACGGUAGUACUGCGGUCUCUUGAGAUGAUGAAUGAAUUCCCAAACGAAAACCGUGAUUAAUUAAGGCUGUGUAAUGGCAUAAUUAUAUCUACCGCUACAGCAACUGCAUUGGUGUUUGUAAAGGGCGAAUGACUGAGAAGAAUGCAAAGCAGGCGUGGCAUUCCCGUUUCUACCGGCAAAGAUCGGAUUCGCGAAACUUGUUACUUAUUUUCCGCUUUGUUGUUUCUAGUCUAAAACGUUUCCGGCGCGAUACAUGAAAGGUUUUUCGAAUGCUUUGUUUCAUUUACUCAUUUUCAAUUCGAUGCAAGCUGGACGUACACAAUUGCGCUAACAUCACACUUACGCUCUUCGCAAAUAAGUUAUGACACUAUAUUUUGUGACCUUUACGGAGAUAUCUGUUUACGGGUUCUGCAGUAAGCAGAUUAUUGCUGUAAUGAUUCGCUGAUACUGGUUUCUUUGUGAUUUCUAUGCAAUACUCAGCUAGCCCCGAGAUAUUAUAUUACCGCAACUACCGAUGACGUUAAGGUCAGUAUCGUUAACUGCAUCCGCAUUAUUUUUGGUGAACGUAUGUCAGAUAAUGCUCGUUGAUAUGCACAAUGCGACACUUAACCUCACCAUGGUCAGUUAUGGAUUAACGCCUCCAACAAUUUUAUCGUCAAUCCCCUUGGUUGGACCUGGUUUCGACAUAGGUCUGGAGAAAUUAAACAGAACAUACGGUUACAAUGUUGAUCAUUUAUAUUUGAGUCCGAAAAAGGCAGUUACUUGUUCUGAUCUUGCGGAUUAUGUGGAUGUGGUGUCAGAAUUUUACUACACAAAGCGUAAUCCCACGAAUCCAUUUAUUCUUAUUCCCCCAGGAUGUGAUGAUUUGAUGCCACUGGGCAAAUUGGCAAGAGAAUGGAAUGUACUUAUGCUUACCAGCGGGCUAUCGUAUGAACAGUUGCGAAACAGGAGAAAUUAUCCUACGACGAUUAAUAAUGGCCCCAUGCAACUGGCUAUGUUUGCCGAGGUGUUUGUUAAUAUCUUCAGUUAUUUUUCUUGGACCUCUAUUGGUGUUUUAUUGGAUACCGGGGCAAUGGCACCGUUUUUCAAGUUGUGGCCGACUGGACUUCUUAAUAUUGUGACCCAAAAGAAAAACAGUAACAUCACUCUAUAUCGCUUUGAAUUCGAUUCAAGCAAAUCGGUAGCGUACUCUGAUCUUUUGAUCGAGGUUAAAAAAGUUAGCCGGGUGGUUAUUCUUUCAAGCACGCCAAAAAUCGUUCGAAAAUUUAUGAUACAAGCUGCAAAAAUGGGAAUGACAAAUGGUGAAUACGUGUAUUUUGCUGUUGAACCACUGAGGAAUAACAGAUAUUUUGGGAAUUUAACUUGGCAGUACUAUGAUUCGGAUGACCUGAUUGGAAUGGAAGCUUUUCGAAGCCUGAAACAACUGGCUCCGUGCUACAACGAACGACUGAACAAUGAUCCAACGUUAUUCGACCAGCUCAUCCAGCGGUCUCGGCAAGAUUUCAAUUUUACGUACCCCAAAUCUGAGCCGGCAGUUACUUGUUCUGAUCUUGCGGAUUAUGUGGACGUGGUGUCAGAAUUUUACUACACAAAGCGUAAUCCCACGAAUCCAUUUAUUCUUAUUCCCCCAGGAUGUGAUGAUUUGAUUCCACUGGGCAAAUUGGCAAGAGUGGUUAUUCUUUCAAGCACGCCAAAAAUCGUUCGAAAAUUUAUGAUACAAGCUGCAAAAAUGGGAAUGACAAAUGGUGAAUACGUGUAUUUUGCUGUUGAACCACUGAGGAAUAACAGAUAUUUUGGGAAUUUAACUUGGCAGUACUAUGAUUCGGAUGACCUGAUUGGAAUGGAAGCUUUUCGAAGCCUGAAACAACUGGCUCCGUGCUACAACGAACGACUGAACAAUGAUCCAACGUUAUUCGACCAGCUCAUCCAGCGGUCUCGGCAAGAUUUCAAUUUUACGUACCCCAAAUCUGAGCCGCCAAACGCAUUCGUAAUUGCUGCACAUGAAUCAACAGAAAUGCUGGGAAUGAUUUUAAAUCACACUCUGAACGAGAAUCCGGACUUAAUAUGGGACGGACAAUACCUAGCGUCACAGUUUCUUAACAGAACCUUCACUCUGGAGUAUGAGGAUGCAUUUAUUGACGAUGUAGGAGAAAGGAGAAGUAAUUACUGCAUAAGCGCCAUGAACAUCUCCACAAAACUUCUUGAGGCAACGUUUUACUAUGAUGCUCGCCGACGACUCAUUAAGCAGAUGGUUGCCCAGGUAGACUGGGGCAACGCCGACAGCGUGCCGCCAAAAAAUAGACCCAGAUGUGGCUAUUUGGAUAACGACGUAAUUUGUCUGCUAAGUGGCAAUACCUUAAUUUAUCUGGUGGCGGGACUGACAAUCGUGAUGCUCUUUAUAAUUUUAAUUGGAUCGUUUAUAUGCUGCAACCGACGAAUUAAAAGAGAGACAGCCGCCUUUUGGGACGAUUGGUGGAGGGUUGACGUCAAGCUGUUGGAAUUUAUGCAUCGAACAGGAUUAUCAUUUUCCAAGAAUUUCACUGAUCUUGUGACGAUAGGAACAAAAUCUCAGAUCUUUCAUGGAAGCUUGCGAACUCGAUUUCUUCGCGGAUCUUAUGCCCUUUACAAAGGCAUUCCCGUAUGGACAACUCAAAGCACUGUAACGAACCUAAACGAGGCAGGCAAAUUUCCACAUUCCGAUGCCCGGAAGCUGCUAUGGGAUUUAAAAGGAUUAAUCCAUUUAAACAUCGUCCGCCUAAUUGGGAUUACCGUCGAUUCGCAAAAGUUUUGGCUGCUAAGUGAAUACUGUGCCAAAGGAUCAUUAAACGACAUUCUGCACGCUUGUGGGUUUGAACUGGAUGUGGACUUCAAAUGCUCGUUUCUGCAUGAUCUGAUCAUGGGAUUAAAAGAAAUACAUGCCUCUCCCCUAAAGUAUCACGGAUUCCUUGUACCGGAAGCCUGCUUGAUCGACGCAAGGUUUACACUAAAGAUCGGCUAUUUGGGGUUCGAGCGGCUAAUGCGAAACAUAACAAAAUGGUCACCUGCCGACAAUGUAUCAGAACUAUUCUCUGUGACAAGUGUGACAGAACUGGUCAACAUUGCUAAUAAGUCGUCGGAAAAAAAGCUGCCCAAUUGGCACACUUCCCAAAGAAGAGAUCUUGCAAGCUUUGGUAGAAUCGGAACGUUUCUAUUUGAUUCUUACGAAGCCUCCGUCCAAGCAGCAGAUGCGGCAGCAAUGCCGGCGCCGCAAAUUGAUCAGUACCUGCUGAUCUUCAAGACAUGCAAAGAUGUAAUCCAUCACCGUGACCUUUGCGCUAACGACAUCAUUAAAGAAUUACGAAACAAACUGGGCGAGCGCAAUACAAACCUAAUGACACGAAUGCAAAAUAUGUUAGACAAAUAUGCAAAUCGGUUGGAAAAUCUUGUACUGGACCGGACUAAAGUUUUGCUGGCCGAGCAGGAAAACUGUGACAAGCUUCUCAGAGAACUUCUUCCCACAUCUCUGGUGGAGAAAUUGCGGAAAGGCGCACCUGUCAAAGCCGAGUUGUACGAAUCGGCAACACUUUACUUCGGGUCUCUAUUUGGCUUCCAAGUGUUCAUUCAGCAGCAUUCGCCGAUCGAAAUUGCUCAGCUCCUGAACAGCGUCUACACCGCACUUGAUCUUAUUCUUCCAGGGUUUUCUGUGUUCAAAAUGGAAACUAUUGCGGAUAGCUAUUUGGUUGUAAGUGGGAUUCCUGAGCGUAAUGAAAACAGGCAUGCAAAGGAGAUAUGCAAUUUAGCUCUGCGCUUCCGGGAAACAUUUCAAGUCUUUACUGACAAAUACGGCCUGCAAUUAAGGAGUGGCAUUAAUUCAGGGCCAUGUGCAGCUGGUAUCGUUGGAUUCAAAUGUCCAAGAUUCUGCAUAUUUGGUGAUACCGUAAAUACGGCAUCACGCAUGGAGAGUCACGGAUUACCAUCAAAAAUCCAUGUCAGCGCUGGUACCGCUGGAUUGAUGCUCACAGAGAGCACGGUGGUUCUAGUACAACGGGGGAUUAUUUUUGUGAAGGGAAAGGGCGAGUGUAUUACCUACUGGCUCGAAAAACCAGAAGGAUGAGACAAGAAAUUAAUUAAGGAAGUUUUUCACUGGUUUUAGAACCAGUACAUACUAAAUACUUUGCCGUAUAAGGAGAGCGAGAGAUUUGUUAGUAUGGGUGGACGAUUUGUAAAUACGUCAAUUGCGGUUUGUGUUGAUAAUUAUUUUGUUGUUACCUUUUUCGAUCAGAGAAGUCCCAUUGGGAUUGACCUUAACAUGUAAGACUUAGCAGUUAGUAUCAAUUCUGCAACAAUAUUACCACAC